GCCAGGAGGUAGCACACGCAGGGACGUCACUGAUGUCCCAUGCGUGCGCCCAUAGCAACAAUCUCGGAGGACCGGAGCAGCGAGGAGAACACGCGCUGUCAACUUGGUAAGUGUUACCAGCGGGGCAUCUCCUUCGGUGUUCCGAGCACCGAAGUGGGACAGUACACAGGGAAUUACAACCUAAUGUUGGGGAACUACAACCUAAUGUGGGGGUAACUAUACUGCCAUCCUAAUGUGGGGGUAACUAUACUGCCAACCUAAUGUGGGGGAAAAUAAGAUAUAUGCAGUGUGCAUAGGAAUUUGUUCAUAGUUUUUUUUUAACUAUAGUCCGGCCCUCCAACGGUCUGAGGGACCGUGAACUGACCCCCUGUUUAAAGAGGAGACAAGUGCAGUAAGUACUGAGUGACAGUGAGACAGGAGCAGAUACUGCAGUGAUGGACAAGUUUUUGAAAAGGAAAGAACUGGACUCUGAACAAAAUUCGCAGCCAGAUGAGAGCCCAAGUAUGAGUGGGGAUCAAAAGAAAGCAAAGAUGGUUAGCUCAAGCAAAUUCUCUGGCACAAGGCAAUAUAGCGAAAGCUAUAUUUCAUUUGGAUUUACUUUCACUGGAGAUGCAAAGAAACCAACUCCACUGUGCGUGGUGUGUGGUGGAAAGCUAUCUAACAGUGCUAUGGUCCCAAGUAAACUUAAACGCCAUCUCCAAAUGAAACACCCUUCACUUCAAAAUAAGAAUGCGGACUAUUUUGUUCGCCUGCGUGAAAACACGGAGAAACAGGCAACUUUCAUGAGAAAAACCACAAAGGUAAAUGAAAGAGCUCUUAAAGCUAGCUAUCAAGUUGCUGAACUUAUAGCCAAGUCAAAAAAGUCGCACACUGUGGCAGAGACAUUAAUACUUCCCGCCUGCAAAGCUAUUGUAGAGGAGAUGCUAGGACCUGAAGCAGCUAAGGAAAUAGCCAAAGUCCCACUCUCAGACAACACAAUUUCCAGACGUAUUAAUGACAUGUCUGCAGACAUCGAAAGUGUGGUUUUGGAAAAGAUCCGUAUCAGUGAGAAAUUUGCAUUGCAACUUGACGAGUCUACUGAUAUCAGUGGACAUGCUCAACUUUUGGCCAAAGUCUCUAAAGACAGAGAGAGACUGAGAGCUGUUGAUGAAGAGCUACAUGUGUGUCUUUCUUCGAUUCCUGCCAGAAUAUCAGCUUUGUGUUCAGAAAAACAGGCCCAGGUUUCGCACUGAGUAAGUAAACAGAAAUAUGAACAAUUAUAAAAUAAUUUCUUUUUGCUUAUUUGAUUCCUAUUCAAGAGAAUUACUUUA
Thamnophis elegans (Western terrestrial garter snake) is the source of this 1310-nucleotide messenger RNA. Its product is annotated as zinc finger BED domain-containing protein 5-like. The transcript is spliced from 2 exons. NCBI's taxonomy places the organism in Eukaryota, Metazoa, Chordata, Lepidosauria, Squamata, Natricidae. Bases 435 to 1232 code for a protein of 265 amino acids. The record is from RefSeq and is a predicted model, not a curated record.